Molecule: messenger RNA, 1248 nt
Organism: Colletotrichum acutatum
Lineage: Eukaryota; Fungi; Ascomycota; Sordariomycetes; Glomerellales; Glomerellaceae
Product: cytochrome P450
Exons: 7
Coding region: 1-1248 (415 amino acids)
Molecular function (GO): iron ion binding; monooxygenase activity; heme binding
Source: RefSeq, a predicted model, not a curated record
AUGUCUGCUCAUUUUGAGCUCUACUACCCAAUCUUGAGAGACAAAUUGCAGCAAAACCUUUUGGCAGUGGUGGGAUGGACAAUUCUUUGCGCAUGCGCCUUCGGGGUGCUGCUUCUCUGGUCAUUUGCAGUCGAGGUCAAAAUGCCAAAACUUUCGAUUGCAUUGGAAGAUGAGGUACCCGAUCGACAGGAGCGGAUUGAUAUCUUCAUCAAAGACACAAGAAGGUUGUUCAUCACAAGUUACAACAAAUUCAGUAUGAAGAAGUACACUAAAGUUGGCAACCUCGAUGAGAAACAAAUUGCCAUCGUAAAUAAGAAGUUGAACCCAAGUCUCCUUCUUCUUAACUUGAUACGCACUCAAUGGCCACUCGAAAUCUAUGAAGUUCCCACAGUCGUUAAACCAUGGCCACACGUUAUGCGUCAGGUUUCUCGUGUCUCCGCAAGACUAUUCCACAGCGCCGAGUCGGCGGAUAAUGACCAAUGGCUGGACAUUGCCAGCGAGCAUGUCCACUCUGCUGUCGUAUGGACGGAAAAUUUGAAGAAGUGGCCAGCAGCGCUGCGACCUUUUGUCUAUCGAUUUGUCAAGGGACGCGGAAUCAUGAUGCAGCGCUUUGGCGAAGGCAAAGCUUUGUGUCUCAUGGAUCUUGCGACUUACCCAGAGUACAUUUCUGAGCUUCGUGAUGAGAUUGAAAUAGUCCUGGCUCGAGGGAACGGUGUGCUCAGCAAGCAAUCAUUGACGGACAUGAUGAAGCUGGAUAGUGUCAUCAAGGAAACUCAGCGAUUGAACCCGCCGGAUCUGGCAAGCUUCCAGCGGAAGGUUAUGUCGGACUUCACGUUAUCGAACGGCCUUCGCAUCCCGAAAGGCGCACGUAUUGCCUUGCCGACUGGAGCCAUCAACAUGGACCAAGAUCUGUUCCAGAAUCCUGAGGUGUUUGAUGGUUUGCGAUUCUAUCGAAUGCGCGUCGCUACAGAAGAGGCCCGAAGUAGCAACCAAAUGGUGACGGUAGGUAAAAAGGACCUAACAUGGGGUUAUGGCAGGCACGCUUGUCCAGGUCGAUAUGUUGCCGAGGUCGCCAUGAAGCUGCUGCUGAUAGAGUAUAUCACGCGCUAUGAUAUACGGCUAUCUGGGGAUUUGAGGACGCGCCCAAAGAAUAUCGAGUUCGAGGGAUUGGUCAUUCCCGACCCCGACUGGGAGUUGUUGUUGACGAGUCGAGUUGCGAAAGAAGCUGCUACAAAUCGAGCCAGCUGA